AUGAUGAGAUACGCUGCCUUGGGUCUGGCCGCUGCUGGCCUAGCAUCCGCCCAGACCUUUUCGGUGUGUAACCCUGUGAAGGGCGACACUUGCCCCCCGAAUCCGGCCUUUGGCAAUCAGGCCGACUAUGACUUCCGGACCUCCAAGAACAUCGACGACCUCGAGUCCUUCUUCGUCGUCGACGGCGGCGUCAAGUUCAACUCCAAGGUCAUGUCCUUUUCCGCCGACACGGGCGCCGAGAUGACCAUCUUCGAGGAGAACAACGCCCCCACCCUUACUUCCAAGAACUACCUCUUCUUCGGCAAGGUAGAGGUCGAGCUCCAGGCUGCUCCUGGCCGCGGGAUCGUCACCAGCAUCGUCCUGCAGUCGGACGUCCUUGACGAGAUCGACUGGGAGUUUAUCGGCUCCGACCAGACCCACGUCCAAACCAACUUCUACGCUCUCGGCGUCAACGACUACACGCAUGGACGUUUCCACCCGGUCUCCUUCAACCCCAUGACCUCUUUCCACACCUACACCAUCGAGUGGACCAAGGAGUCCAUCAUUUUCUCCAUUGACGGCGAGGUCUACCGCACCGCCACCCCGGAGGAGGGUAACUACCCGCAGACGCCUAUGCAGUUGAAGCUCGGCACUUGGGUCGGAGGCAAGGGCACUUCCCAGGGUACCAUCGACUGGGCUGGUGGCCUCGCCGAGUGGGAUAAUGGCCCCUUCGCUGGCUACUACCGCUCCCUGAAGGUCUGGGACUACGCCGGUGGUGACAAGGCCGGGGCCGAGCUGUACGAGUAUUCCAAGGGCUCCGACGGCAAGUGGCAAAGCAUCAGGGUCGUCGGUGCCGGUGCCGGCGACAAGCCCUUCCCCGGCGGUGUCGCUUACAACAAUGGUGGCAAGGACAACAGGCCUGACGACAAGGGUAAGGCCGCUCAGUCCGACGGUCCUGUAGUCUCUCUCAACAGCACCAGCGUCCAGACGUCCACCACGAACGGCCCCGUAUCGUCCGCCACUGCCAUUACCCGUGCUAACGGCACCUCACUCACUCUGACGAGACAGGCCUCCAAUUCGCCCACUGGAUCUGCCUACGUGCAGACCACGCUUCCCGUCGCCUCUGCGACACCCACUCCGACCCGCAUCGCCACAUCCAGCGCUUCCCGAACCCUGCAGAGCAGCUUCCUGGUCGCUUGCCUGUCGGGUUUCUUCGCCAACAUUCUGCUGUAA
Messenger RNA from Colletotrichum graminicola M1.001, 1212 nucleotides. Its product is annotated as glycosyl hydrolase family 16. Gene Ontology annotation, biological process: fungal-type cell wall organization; carbohydrate metabolic process. The coding region runs from base 1 to 1212 and encodes 403 amino acids. Gene Ontology annotation, cellular component: fungal-type cell wall. The record is from RefSeq and is a predicted model, not a curated record. Lineage: Eukaryota; Fungi; Ascomycota; Sordariomycetes; Glomerellales; Glomerellaceae. The transcript is spliced from 2 exons. Gene Ontology annotation, molecular function: hydrolase activity, hydrolyzing O-glycosyl compounds; glycosyltransferase activity.